Molecule: messenger RNA, 2737 nt
Organism: Psammomys obesus (fat sand rat)
Lineage: Eukaryota; Metazoa; Chordata; Mammalia; Rodentia; Muridae
Product: cytochrome P450 26C1
Exons: 6
Coding region: 1-1557 (518 amino acids)
Biological process (GO): sterol metabolic process
Molecular function (GO): iron ion binding; monooxygenase activity; oxidoreductase activity, acting on paired donors, with incorporation or reduction of molecular oxygen
Source: RefSeq, a predicted model, not a curated record
AUGUUUUCCUGGGGGCUGAGCUGUUUGUCCAUGCUGGGGGCUGCGGCCACCACUCUCCUGUGUGCCGGUCUGCUGCUUGGCCUGGCCCAACAGCUCUGGACCCUGCGCUGGACGCUGAGCCGGGAUCGGGCCUCUGCCUUGCCCUUACCCAAGGGCUCCAUGGGCUGGCCAUUCUUGGGGGAAACGCUGCACUGGUUGGUUCAGGGCUCUCGUUUCCACAGUUCCCGCCGCGAGCGCUAUGGGACCGUGUUUAAGACGCACCUUCUGGGCAGGCCGGUGAUCCGCGUGAGCGGCGCCGAGAGCGUGCGCACCAUCCUGCUGGGCGAGCACCGCCUGGUGCGCAGCCAGUGGCCGCAGAGCAUGCACAUCCUGCUAGGUUCGCACACCCUCCUCGGCGCGGUUGGCGAGCCCCAUCGGCAAAAGCGGAAGGUCCUGGCGCGCGUGUUCAGCCGCCCCGCUCUGGAGCACUUCGUGCCACGGCUGCAGGGGGCGCUACGGCGGGAGGUGCGCUCCUGGUGCGCCGCCCGAGGACCCGUGGCCGUUUACCAGGCGGCCAAAGCGCUCACCUUCCGCAUGGCCGUGCGCAUCCUGCUGGGUCUGCAGCUGGACGAAGCGCGCUGCGCGGAGUUGGCCCAGACCUUUGAGCAGCUGGUUGAGAACCUCUUCUCACUGCCUUUGGACGUCCCCUUCAGCGGCCUGCGCAAGGGCAUCCGGGCCAGGGACCUGUUGUAUCAGCACCUGGAUGAGGCCAUUGCUCAGAAGCUUCAUGAGGAGCAGGCAGCAGAGCCAGGGGACGCCCUGCACCUGAUCAUCAGCAGCGCUAGGGUGCAGGGCCAGGAGGUCUCCGUGCAGGAGUUGAAGGAGUCGGCUGUGGAGCUCCUCUUCGCCGCCUUUUUCACCACGGCCAGCGCCAGCACAUCCCUCAUCCUGCUGCUUCUGCAACACCCAGCGGCCAUCGCCAAAAUCCAGCAGGAGCUGUCCGCACAGGGGCUGGGGCGCGCUUGCGACUGCCCACCCCGGGCCCCUGGGUCGGCACCGGAUUGCAGCUGUGAGCCCGACCUCAGCCUGGCGGUGCUCGGCCGGCUGCGCUACGUCGACUGCGUAGUCAAAGAGGUGUUGCGCCUCCUACCGCCGGUGUCCGGGGGCUAUCGCACUGUGCUGCGCACUUUUGAGCUGGACGGCUACCAGAUCCCCAAAGGCUGGAGCGUGAUGUACAGCAUCCGAGACACGCACGAGACAGCCGCGGUGUACCGCAGCCCCCCCGAGGGCUUCGACCCGGAGCGCUUCGGCGUGGAGAGCGAAGAUGCGCGGGGCCCCUGCGGCCGCUUUCACUACAUCCCGUUCGGCGGCGGCGCGCGCAGCUGCCUGGGCCAGGAGCUGGCGCUGGCGGUGCUGCAGCUGCUGGCCGUGGAGCUGGUGCGCACCGCGCGCUGGGAGCUGGCGACCCCCGCCUUCCCGGCCAUGCAGACGCUGCCGAUCGUGCACCCGGUGGACGGGCUGCUGCUCUUCUUCCAUCCCCUCGGGACUGCGGGUGCGGGGGAUGGGCCACACCUCUGACCCGCGCCGCUUCUCCAGCCUUGGCUGCUGCUCACAAGCAGCGCUGCCCAUCUUCAGCGUCCUAGGUCCUCCUCGCUCUCCCGCCCGUUCAUCCAGACACGGGCUUAACAAACGCUUGCGGUACAACUUUGCUAGACUGGAAGUAGCAGAAUGAGCCACCCACACCGCAGUGACCGCAGUGACCUCAGUGGCGAAGUGCUGGGCGUAGGGAGGAAGAGUAGGAGGUGCCCGCCCCACAUGGUAGGCACUUCCCAAGAUCUCGGAGCAGCCAGCGGUGGAGAGAACCUAUCUCCACUAAAUGAAACCAGCUUCAGGUGGCAAGUCUGCCAGGGACCUUGGAUUUGGGGCUCAGGCGGCAGCGGCAGCGGUGGUGGUAGUUAGGUAUAUGUUUCAAACUAGAAGAGAAUUUGUAAUUUUUUUUUUUUUAAGUCAGCAGAGAUACCAGCAUGGGUACCAGACGGGACCUGUUGUUUGUUCAAGAGACACACCAAGAGGGCCCCAGGGCUCCUGCUGGCAGAUUCUUCUAGAGACUUCUAAAGAGAAAAAUUCCAACUUGAAGGAUGUAUUUAAUGUCCUCAUUUAUAUAGAAGAUGAUACAUUCUCUUGAGCUGUCUCUAAGUCUGGUUCAUUCGAGGUUGAGGCAUAAUUCAUUCCUGGGAGAAUUGAGAUAAACAAGAGAUUUGAGAUAUUUGUACCAAAACAGGAAGGCCAAGAAGUAACUUUUUUUUUUUUUUUUUUUUUUGCCAGUGGUUGAGUAAGGAGGCUGGGGCUCACCUGGGUAUUUAUUACCCUGGUGUGAUGGCCAAGGGGGGAGAGGAAGGGCUACAGAGAUACACCUGAAGGACCUACCUGUAGCCUGUACCCGAGGCCUAGAAGCUGGGCAGCUUCAGUCCUAUGUUUCAAUCUGGACUAUGGAUGUGGAUGGUGGUUUUGGAGUAUCUCUGCAUCAUCUGCCCACAGAGUUGCUGUUCUUACUGCUUCACUCUUCGCACUGUUACUGAGGAUUAAAGAGACCUAUGACCCUCCUGAGGAGCCACUUCUGUGCUGCAUCCUCUCUUCCUGUUUCUCCUCUGAUCCUCGUCUGUCUAAAGGACUGUCUGCCUUUUCCAAUCCAGAGGUUCCCACCACUGCUUAAAUCAAAGCCACCAGGGUCCUGCCCUUAUCCCCAAAGCCCACUUCA